This is a messenger RNA of Colletotrichum karsti, 3162 nucleotides long. RefSeq lists its product as uncharacterized. The record is from RefSeq and is a predicted model, not a curated record. The transcript has a single exon. Gene Ontology annotation, molecular function: protein binding. Lineage: Eukaryota; Fungi; Ascomycota; Sordariomycetes; Glomerellales; Glomerellaceae. The coding region runs from base 1 to 3162 and encodes 1053 amino acids.
AUGUGGCUCAUCGACACAGAUACGCUCCGGCUUGUGGGGGUUCAAGGCGACCCUCAGGAGGACUAUGCCAUACUGUCUCACACAUGGGGCCGAGAUGAAGUGACAUUUUCCGUUUUCCAAGCCAUCACUAAGGCAUCCGAAAGGCAUUCAUUUUCAACCCUAGACGAUAUGAGAGAGCACAUCGGGGUUACCACCACAAGUGGUUAUGGGAAGAUCAAGGACUCAGCAAAAUUGGCAAAAGCCCAGGGCCUCAAGUAUCUUUGGGUCGACACAUGUUGCAUCGACAAGACAAGCAGCGCCGAGUUGUCCGAGUCUAUCAACUCCAUGUACCGCUGGUACCAGAAGGCCAAGGUCUGUUACGCUUUUCUGCCUGAUGUUGAGCCCGUCGCCGCAAACGAUCCAUUUGAAAAGAACUCGAGCUUCCGGAAAAGCCGCUGGUUUACGAGAGGAUGGACCUUGCAAGAACUCAUCGCCCCGACGACGGUUGAGUUCUAUGCCAAAGAUUGGUCUUUGAUCAACACCAAAAACGCCAGCAACAACAACUUUUGCGACCUUCUGAUGCGCAUCACCGGAAUCAACGCAUCCGUUCUUGGAGGCACAACGUUCUUGUCCGACAUCAGCGUGGCCAAUCGGAUGCAAUGGUCAGCCACAAGAGAGACGACUAGAAUUGAGGAUUUGGCGUAUUGUCUUCUUGGUAUCUUCAAUGUCAAUAUGCCACUUCUGUACGGCGAAGGCAUGCGCGCCUUUAUUCGACUACAGGAGGAAAUACUGAGAGAGACGGACGACCAAUCGUUGUUUCUCUGGGGUAUCCCGGCAGACGAGACACCAGAUGGUGAUACUCUCUACGGGCUGCUCGCUCCUUCGCCACGCGCAUUCUCCCAGCUGGACCUCGAUCGAGUCCGGCCGCUCCCUCCCUCAGGGGCACAGCAGAGCACACCAGCAAGUGUCACCAGUCAAGGUCUGAGGACAAGUCUUCAGCUCUUUCCGUUCAAACCCGACUCCGACAUCUACUACGCUCUGCUAGACUGUGUCGCCUCCAGAUCUCAAGACGCAGCCAUUGACUGGAGCCCUUGCAUCAUCGUUCAGCGUUUAUGGGGCGAUCAGUUUGCACGAAUCACGUCUGCACAGGGCUCUGUGGCCCUCUUCCCCGAGGAUUCCCUGGACGAAAACGACGGAACGCUCGAGAACGUUUAUGUGAAGCAAAGUCCCUUCCACGCUUUGCCCGAGUUGGCGGUUCAGACCAAAUCGCGCCGGGGAGACAACAGAAACUCGCGCCACCUGGAGUUCAGAGUAGCUUCGGCGUACCCGCCAGAGAGGUGGGAUUCCACCUUGUCCAUCAUACGGCCCAAAGAGCCUCAGUCAGGAAGACCAUUCGUGGUGUUGCGAUUCGUUUCGGACGGAAGGAGCAUCACAUCGACAAUGGACGUGUCAAUCGGACUUCGCCGGGUGCAAAAGCGUUGGGAGUUGUGUUACGAGAAGCUCCCUUACGCCGACCGCCGUCUGAACCAAGUGUUCUACGAGGUUUCUGGGCUGGAAAUACCGCUGGACCGGAAGCUUUACGAUCCCAAUGGCCUAAAAUGUGUGAGAAUGAAUGUCACAGAAGCCAAUCGAAGGGGUCGACGAUUUAUUCAGAUUGGUCUGUCCGGUGCGAUCGAGCUCGACUCGGCAUCUACUGGGAAUGCAACCGCCUUGGAGAUCAUAGCUCGAAGACCUCGAAGUUCUUCACAUGAAAUAUCUGAAAUCACUCGCCAAUGCUUUUACGAACAGGGUCUAUCUUACGUUCUGACGCCCGAGGUUCGACAGCUUGAUGCGGUUAGGACGAGGCCUCCGCACUUGAAGUAUUCCCCAGGAUACUCGACCGCCAGUCUCGACGCCGUCGAGAUCGAUCCAAGCAAGCCGUACGCCAAAAUGAUAAAAGCGGUUCGAGCACGAAAGGAGAGAGAAAUCAAGUCACUGGUCAGCAAGGAUCCUCGAAUCGUCGAGUGCGAAACCGAAGAACAGGACAAUUUCAGGCCGAUACACUGGGCAGCAGCACUUGGCUCUCAAUCUCUCGUCAAGACGCUAAUCAAACUGGGCGCCGACAAGCGAAGCAAAACCAAGAGCGGUUAUAUGGCGAUUCACCUGGCUAUAUUUCACGGACGCUUCAAUCUCGUUGCGUACUUGUUGGAGGAAGAGCAGGCGAUUCAGUUCAAAGCGAGUCCUGACACUCUGUACCGAUUCCUGACGGAUCGGCACGAGUCUGUACUACACAUCCUAUCGGCCCCGGUUUCGAACGGAUUCGCACACGAAGGUGUGCGUAAGGCCAUUGAGAAUGUGAAAGCGGAAAUGGGUGGUGUUCAUUCGAUGUCGCACAUGAACUGGCUGGGCGAAACCCCGCUUCACCGAGCUGCGGCCUCUGGGGAUCUGAACGGUAUCAAGUUCUUGACAGACUUGAGCGCGGGGGCUGGCGUGAGGGACAAGCAGGACAACUGCGGACGCUCCGUUCUUUUCCAUGCGGCUUGCGGCGGCAGCCGUACUGUCAUCGAUCACCUCCUGGACCUAGGAGCUAUGUUGGAUCUGGCAGACGAACAAGGCCGCAGUCCGCUCCACGCGGCCGUCAUGGCCAACAAUCCGGAAGCCAUCCAUGCCCUGCUAAGCCGGGGUGCGAAUGUCAACAACGUCACCCAUGAGAUCGGCCUGACACCAUUACACCUCGCUUGUCUGUAUGGAUUUUCCACAAUCGUACAGCAACUACGAGGGGCCGGUGCGCGUGUCAACCAGUGGACGACUGGGAGCCUGUCAUGCCAGCCACUGCAUCUUUCAGUUGCUAACGGACACCACGAUUGCGUUUAUGUUCUUGUCAACGACACCGCCUGUGAGGUAGACAGCCGCUGUAGCAGCUAUCUCUUUCUCACAAAGUCUGAUUCUGGACUUCAGUAUCAAGGGGACCUAGUGAAGCUCCAAAAGCCGUUGAAGCCUGUUGACCUUGCAACUAGUCUGGGUCUCAGCGGUAUAGCAUCGACAAUACAAAAGCAGAGCACCUAUGGCAUCAACAGGUCGGGAAAUGGAAGCAAUGCGGGAGAAGCGACGCCUCCUGACCGAUCAUCUAGAGCAGAGGCAUCUAGUGCCCCGACGGGUCCCCUGAUAGGUCUGCUUGGGCUCGAGAUGCUCAGCGAUGAUUAG